Messenger RNA from Oncorhynchus mykiss (rainbow trout), 4181 nucleotides. The record is from RefSeq and is a predicted model, not a curated record. Lineage: Eukaryota; Metazoa; Chordata; Actinopteri; Salmoniformes; Salmonidae.
GACAGGGCUCAUCAGAUAGUCGAUAGCUCCAUCGCUGGUGGGAACUUACGUUUGGGAAGAGGGUAAAACAGCGAAAUAUACGGACUACGGUGGCGUUGUAGCCUUUGUUGUCGUUUGCUUCUUUAAUUUUCAUUUUUGGACCCAUGGAUACUUGUUUGUUUCGAGGUGAAGAACGCAUAUUUCCCUCGUGAUGCUAUAUGAACAAUGAUUACCGUCUGUGCGCUACCGUAAUUUAUGCCAUCAAUGAGGGGGAAAUGGACUGAAUGCAAGCUGAUUACUUUCUCUACCGCCAAGGCACCGCUCCAUGCAGGGACAGAAUAAACACACAUUUAGUUGUAAAUGAAAGUUUUAUAUACCAUUGUAGAUGACCGCUCUUAUUUUCUGAAUAUAUUUUUUCCGUCUCUGAAUCGUUUUCAUCAUCUGAUUUUUGGUUGCUUGGACGUUGCACUGUCUCCGGGAAAUAAGGAUUUUUUUUAUAUGAGGAAGCUAUUUAUUACAGAGAUACCAAAAAGAAAGAGGCCUUUCCGUUUUCAAGGCCGGAUUUGAGUUCAAUAGGGUAAAAUGGUAAACAACCCAAAUGGAUAAAAUAUGGAUAUCAUGGGACUUAUUGGAAUGUGAUAUUAGAGGAGUGGGAUUGCUUUCGAUAACGUUUCGUGCAAGUUUGAAGCAUCAAAAAAAGAUAACAGGCCAUUGUAGUCACAAUCACUAAAUCUAUUUGACUCAAAUUAAGGGAAGGGGUGCUGUUGUUGUAAUUGGCACAUUUGCAGUUGUGCCAUCAGCAUAUAUGCAACAUUUUUUUUUACGUGAUUUGUAUGUUGCUUUUUUAUUGCAAUUUGAGCUGGACCGAGCUUUGACUGUUCAAUGGAAGUAUGUUAUCAGUUACCGGUUUUGCCUCUAGACAGGCCGGUUCCUAAACAUGUUCUCAGCCGUAGGGGAGCCAUUAGCUUCAGCUCCAGUUCGUCUCUUUUUGGUGGACCUGCCCCAAGACAGCUGUCCAAGAGACGAGGGGCGAUCUCCUAUGACAGUGAGGAUCAAACGGCUCUCUACAUUCGGAUGCUCGGUACGUAUGGAGAUGUGAGAGUCAGAAGCCAGGUGGGGUUUGAACCAGAGCGAAGAGGGUCUCAUCCCUACUUGUAUGUCGAUUUCCGAACUUUGCAUUCCCGACCUGAGGCUGCGCGGCCUGUGUCUGCCAGGAAUGUUCGAAGGUUGCUGAGCUUUCAGAGGUACCUCCACUCGUCACGGUUCUUUCACGGCAUCCCAGCCAACAACCCUCUAGGCUACAUCCUUGACGAUGACUUCACAGGUCAAGCCAAGUUAAUGCUGCAGAAGGUUGGAAACUGGAACUUUGAUAUUUUCCUGUUUGACAGACUUACGAACGGGAACAGCCUCGUAAACCUGACCUUUCACUUAUUCAACACUUAUGGGUUAAUUGAGCUCUUCCAGUUGGACAUGAUUAAACUUAGAAGAUUUUUAGUCAUGAUUCAAGAGGACUACCGCUGCCAGAACCCCUACCACAAUGCAGUCCACGCUGCAGAUGUGACUCAGGCCAUGUAUUGUUACCUGCAGGAGCCCAAGCUUGCUGAGACGCUGACCUCCUGUGAUCUCCUGCUGGGUCUGCUGGCUGCUGCCACCCAUGAUCUGGACCAUCCAGGUGUCAACCAGCCUUUCCUCAUCAAAACGGACCAUUACCUAGCAGCACUGUACAAGAAUAGCUCAGUUUUGGAGAAUCACCACUGGAAGUCUGCGGUGGGCCUGCUCCGCGAAUCAGACCUGCUGUCCCACCUCCCCACUGAAGACGGAUUGAACAUGGAGGAGCGGCUUGGAUCCCUGAUUCUGGCUACGGACAUCAGCAGGCAGAAUGACUAUCUUUCAGAGUUCAGGACACACUUGGACAAGGGAGACCUCUGCCUCACUAACGGAGGACAUCGACACUUUAUCCUUCAGAUGGCUCUGAAGUGUGCGGACAUUUGCAACCCCUGCCGACCGUGGAAACUCAGCAAACAGUGGAGCGAGAAAGUGACAGAGGAGUUCUUCCACCAAGGUGACAUUGAGCGGAAACAUAAUCUUGAAGUAACCCCACUCUGUGACAGGCAAUCCAACUCGGUUGCCAAUAUACAGAUUGGUUUCAUGGCGUACGUGGUAGAGCCUCUGUUUGUGGAAUGGUCACGCUUCUCCGACACACGGCUGUCCCAGACCAUGAUGAGCCACCUGAGCCUGAACAAGCAAGGCUGGAAUGAGGGGAGGGACAAGCAGGAGGCUAGCUCUAGUAGGGCCUCAGAGGAACAGAGGACUCCUGCCACCAAAGACUCAAACUCCAAAGUAUUACCUCAGGGAAGCAAAGGGUCAUGACAUGCCAAGCAUGACUGGCGCCCACGGUGAGGUGAGAAAGAGUGAAACGAAUCUCCGCAUCCGACAGAAACGACAUUACCCAGCACUCCCAGCACCACAGCAACUCAGCCACACGCUCCGCAUCUAGGUUAACCACUGUUUUUGUUUUUUAUGUAAUUUAACUUAAUUUAUUGAAUUUGGACCCUUUACUUUAACAGAGCAAUACAUAUAUACCUCAUGUUGCUUCUGCUGUAUGUAUUUUUAUUUAAUUUUGUACUGUAGUUCUGCUCUGACAUCACUAAUUUGACACGUCACCCUUUUAACAGAGACCUGAAGGGAAUGUUUUCAACAAGACCCUUCUGAUUAAAGUGCCAUUUGCAAACAUUUUGUUAAUGUUUUUAAAGUGAGGAAACCUUGUAUUCAAAAAGAGAGGUUCAUGUUGAAUGAAUGAGACGAGCUUCUAUGUGUUGCUGCAUUUCAGACUAAUAGUAAUACUUCCUCGUACAAGAAAUGUGACGAGCCCACUUCACUGCUGCCUCUGAAGACUGUUUACAAGCGUCUUUUGUGCUGCAUUUCACAAAUUAAACAUUGGUUCUGUAAAAAAAAAAAAGCUCAUACUGUAUGUGAAUAACCACUCACAUGAAGUACUUGUCCUGUUGACAACACACUGAACAAACAUCUGAUUGCAGAACAACACAAAUGCCCUGAAAGGACUGUUUUGGUCUGUUCGUUGUUCCUUGCACUGUGAACUAUAACAGGUUUUAUGACCCAAUAGUCAGUCAGCUCAGAGACCACUUGUGUGAAAAAAGUCCAUUGGAUGUGGUAUGAAAUCUAUGUAUUUCUUUACUGAUAUGGUGUACAGUGUUUUGGUGAUUUAACCGUAGCCUAAUAACAAUGUUUUGUAAUGGGGAAACAGGGCAUGCGUGUGGCCUUAACCAUAGAAAUAGAAUCUAGAUUCUAUUUUUAUGGCAUUAACAUUCUUUCAACACUUGAAUAACCACUCUUCCAUACUAGUAACAGAUGACCUGAGUUGAGGGUAUAAACAGCAUGACUAUUUAUUAAAGUUGAUAUUAGGUGGUCUGCCUCUGGUAUGGCUGUGCCAUGAUCUACAAAGUUAUUUUAGAGAGUCGAAGCCCUUUCUAGAAUGCAAACACAACUUUUAAGACUGGCAAGAUAUACCUUUAAACUAUGCACAAAACUAAUUGACCAAACCAGUUAUUUUUUUUUUUAUUUAUUUUUUUUUUUAUUUAUUUUUUUAUAAGGUCGAUCGUCUUCUCUCAAUGCAUUGUCCGACUGUUUGCCUCUGGUGUGAAAAGGAAAUGACUUGGCAUUAGUAGAUUGGACAGUGAUCCAGCCAUAACAUAAAACAUUCCAUAUUUAAUUUAUUUUUGGUAUUGUUUUUGGAUUCUGUACACAAGACACGAUUGUGUCUCUGGUUGGACUUUCAGUAUAUCCAAUGAAAACCGGUGCUUUUCAUAUUAUGGCAAACGUGUAUUUUCUGGUUACUAUUGCAAGACUGUUCGAUAAAACUGUUUACCAUUUUGAUCUAAGUCAUUUUCGGGUAGGAACUUGCGUGGCAAACUAUUUUGUGAAAAGCUUUGCCAAAUUGAUAUUUUGAUACAUGCCAGUUGCAGUUACAUUUUCAUUAAUAAAACAACUUGUCACACUUAUGCGUUUGCUCUAUUUUUCUCUGUCCAGUUUAAAGCCCCAGGCGUUCUUUACAGUUCUACAAAGAAUGUUGUCUCUCUGGGGUUUUGCAUAGAGGAGCGAUAAAUAAGAGUGAAAAGGCAUGAUUGGGUUUUGAUAGUGUCGAUUUAGAUUUUUUUUCUCCAUUAAAGAUACUGAUAAAGGUU